This is a messenger RNA of Dissoconium aciculare CBS 342.82, 2016 nucleotides long. RefSeq lists its product as uncharacterized. Lineage: Eukaryota; Fungi; Ascomycota; Dothideomycetes; Mycosphaerellales; Dissoconiaceae. Gene Ontology annotation, biological process: negative regulation of gluconeogenesis; protein catabolic process in the vacuole; proteasome-mediated ubiquitin-dependent protein catabolic process. The record is from RefSeq and is a predicted model, not a curated record. The transcript has a single exon. Gene Ontology annotation, cellular component: GID complex; extrinsic component of membrane. The coding region runs from base 1 to 2016 and encodes 671 amino acids.
AUGUCUCGUCGGCUGACUUCAGAGCUCGAUCAAUUCACGACCCGACAGCAAUCCACGGGCGCCAGCGAGCAAACAGGAGAGGAUCAACCACCUAGUCCUCGACAUUCAUCAAUCCUUCCCGAACCGCCGCGGCACCUCCGCUGGUCGAUACCCAUGUCUGCGCACAACCGCCAGUCCAGCUCGACCGCGGAGCGCGCACGUUCGACACUGUCGGAGGAGGACCUUUCACGACAGCAACGGUUACAGCGUGUCCUAAUAGAGCUCUCGAGAGUUCAGGCGGCGGCUAGCGCAGCGUCUUCCAUAGUAGCUGCAUACAGCAACCGCACGCCUUCGCCAAAUCGCCAAAACCUCUACGACUGGGCUCCCUCACAACAUGGCCAGGAUCGCGAAGCAGCAAGAUUAGAGCGUCUGAUGCUAGACAGCGCGAGAGAUGAAGAGCAAGUUCAAACGGAAAGUCCGCGGACGGUCCAGCAGCGGUAUCUCCCCUUCGAGGAGGCCCGCCGCAGCGCUCUGUUGACGAGCACAGAAAUCGGACAGGAACAUCUCCGUGACAUGGGCUUGUCUGGCGCGGAGCAGUCUUCGCGAACACGCAGAAUUCUCAGACAGCAGCCGAAUCAGAUCAAUCCCCCGAGCGAAACCAAUCAACAACGGAGAGCUCGUGCGGCAUUGGGCAUCCUUUCCAACUUGCAACAAAGGCGCGACUAUCAGGCGAUAUCGCAGGCUGAUAUCAGGGCCCCGGCAAUUUUGGGGGCCCAGAUGCAGAGACUGAGGGCGCAGAUGGAAUCGUCGACGUCUCCAGUCGUGCCCAAUCCAUCAUCGACAUCUCCCGUCGCGCCCAGUCGAUCGUCGUCAUCUCUCCUGGAAAAGACGCUCCUCUACCUGGAUGAUCUGCGGGUUUGCGAUGAGGACGAGCAAGCCAUCGCCGCUGCGGCGAGUCGCGGCAUCGUAAGGCGGGAGUUGGAUACCGACAAGCACGGUGAUUUCAUCACCAGUCUCAACACUGUCGGGUCGUUUGCGGAGAGUUCAUGGCUCCAGCCUGGUACCAUCUUCAAAGGACAUCAACAAGCGACCACUGGCUCUGAUCCCUCUCAUCCGGAUGUUGCCUCUGUGGCCGCCGGAAGUGGCGGGCGCAGUCAGAGCCGAUCGCCUUCAACCGCUAGCUUUCGUAAUCUAACUCAGCCUUCGCACACGGUUGAUGAAGCGCCUUCUGGCGCCUCCAAUUCUCGGAGUAACCUUCAAGGCACACAGCCACGAAGCGGCACCAGCGCAGCAAAGGACCCCCAUGAUCAGUGGCCAGUCCGGGUGAUAAUCCACGCAGUGGACUACGACAAGAUGCUCAUCCAGGGCACCAUGGAGGCCUACGACGUCCCUCAAAACAACGGGCCGGCCACCCUCGUGCCAACCCUCUGCACAUCCCCCGACCAGGAAUCCCAGCUCAAGGCCGGGCAGAAAUCCGCCCCGAUCAAGACCUACCUCGAAGGCCACAUCAUCGACCUCCGAACCCACUCCUUCCUGACCCCCGACCCUUCCGCCCUCACCGACCCCAUCCCUCACGGCCCCCGCCACAACCCCUCCUCCAACAACCUCAUCUACUCCAACGCCAACCCCUCCACCGACGCCGCCUACUGGCGCCAACUGCCCCCCUUCUCCACCCUCCUCCGCCACCCCUCCUCCUCCUCCUCCAGCGCCAGCGCCUCUUCCAGCGACCCGCUCGCGCUCAUCCUCCUCUCGACAUCGCGCCUCCAGUCCCUGCACGAGAGGUACAUCUUCAUGCGGUGGAAGGAGCGCUGCUUCAUCCACAGCUCCAGCGAGCCCUGCGCCGACCCGGCGAACUGCUCCAACGACCAGGACCGCGGCCACGGCCUGACCAUCUCGGGCUUCUACUACGUCAGCCUGCGGAGGAGCGACGGCGCCGUCGAGGGCCUCUACCUCGACAGGGACAGCCGCCCGUUUCAGAGGCUGCGCCUGAGCGCCGAGAACGCCAGGUCCGGCUGGCCGGCCUUUGAGCUGCGCUGA